AUGAAACUUCUUUCUUCUCCUUCUCCAGCUCUUUCACAUACUUCAAUUUGCUUUGUUCAUGCAAGAUCCAAAGAGCUCACACACAAGCAUAUUACUUGUGGGGAACUCAUGCAUGACGUGCAAUAUAUAUUGUGCUCUAGGAAACCUUGGUAUCAAAAAGCAAUAGAGAUGGCUACUCAAUGGAAGACAAUUUCCAAGUCUACAGAAAUAUCGACGACGACGACGAAUCCUAGACUGUGGAAGGCCGUUUCCAAGUCUAAAGGAAUUCCUAACAAAAAUGGAACAUUGUGGAAAACUCUUUCAAGAUCCACAGAAAUUCCAACUGCAAACCCUAAUAGAGCAAAGCUAAGGAAAUGCAGCUCUGUUAGGGUUGCGACGACAUUUACUCGUGUUUGUCUUUGUGCACCUAUCUCUUCCUACAAUGAGGUUUUUCGAGCUGAAGUUCCGCCUAGAAGAAGCAAUAGCUAUCCUAGAUCAAAACCAUUUCCUGCGACGCAAGAAAGAAUACCUAGUGCAAGACCUAGCAUGGAAGGAAGAAGAGUAAUUUUUCGGGGAAAAUCAUUGACCGAUGAUGUUUUGAUGAGGAGAUUUGUUUUGGAAGAGGAAGCAAUGAUGCAAAUUAAAAGGAGGAAUCAAAUGGAAGUUAUAAGGAGCAGGACUAUGACGAGAAGGAAACAGCUUGGACCAAGCCCUCUUAGUAGAAUGGUAAUGGCUGAGGUCGAAGAAUGUUGA
Molecule: messenger RNA, 732 nt
Organism: Dovyalis caffra
Lineage: Eukaryota; Viridiplantae; Streptophyta; Magnoliopsida; Malpighiales; Salicaceae
Source: the annotation of a GenBank genome assembly